AUGGCCAGGAGGAGAAGGGCUUUUUCAGAGCUGGGCUGGGAUUGGUGUCCACACGUUGUGUCUCUUGACCACUUGCCUUUCUUCCCUGCACUGCCUUCUUCCUUUAGACACAUCAAUGUUGGCAGUGACUUUCAGGCCGAGCUCCCUGAGCUGCAGAGCACAGCGCCAAGUGAGGAUGAAGAGCAUGCAAGCCUGGUGUGGAAGCCUUGGGGGGAAGACGACUUGGACAUGGAAAAGCCUGACCCAGUCAGAGAACUGCUGGACAUGGCCAGCUCGCGUGGCGUUGCCAGGCCAGAGGCUCAGCUGGAGCUGGCCCUGCACUGCCUGCACCAGGCCUGCGGCAGUGUUCCGGAGGCUCUGGAGAUGUUCCUGUCAGGGGGGCCUCCCACCCCUCCAGGCCAUCCCUUGGCUGAUUAUCAUUACGCAGGCUCUGAUAGAUGGAGCCCUGAGGAGAAGGAGUCCUUUGAGAAGGCUUUGCACACCUAUGGCAAGGAUUUCCAUCUCAUCCAGAAGCAGAUUCCCAGCAAGACUGUGGCCCAGUGUGUGGAGUACUACUACUCCUGGAAAAAACAACAGAAACUUGCUCGCACUCCUGCUCAGGUAAGAAAAUCCAGACCUGCCAGGAGGGUCAAGAAAGUGGCAGAAGGGGGCAAAACCUGCUGCUGA
Molecule: messenger RNA, 666 nt
Organism: Prinia subflava (tawny-flanked prinia)
Lineage: Eukaryota; Metazoa; Chordata; Aves; Passeriformes; Cisticolidae
Product: zinc finger protein 541-like
Exons: 5
Coding region: 1-666 (221 amino acids)
Biological process (GO): negative regulation of DNA-templated transcription; regulation of transcription by RNA polymerase II
Cellular component (GO): histone deacetylase complex; transcription regulator complex
Molecular function (GO): transcription corepressor activity
Source: RefSeq, a predicted model, not a curated record